AUGUCUUCAUCAACCAACGUCUCGAAUUCUGCUGGUGAUUUGAACAACGAUUUUCCAUGCAUGCAAACAAAUUCUCAAAGAAAUGCACCGUAUCCGCUGGAUGUUCAUUUUCUAUUAAGAACACAGCUUCAAAAGAGGAGAGAAUACAAACCCAUUAAGGAGGAUUACGAAACAUCUGACUGUCAUACAAGUGUGAGUAAAAAGAAGGAAGAAGAUGAAGAUAGAUCUUGUAUUAGCCCUUGUCAAAGCACAGCUUCAUCCUUGAACAGCGAUGACGAGGAUCAUGAAACUGAGGCUGAUUUUGAGAAUGUGAGUAAGUGGUUCCCAUCACUGACUAUCAAGUAUCGUUAUGUUAUAACAGUCCGAUUUAUUGACGAAGGUAUUGACAAAACAGAACAACUCAGCCAUAAACCAAAAGAAACAGAUACCAUUUAA
Naegleria lovaniensis is the source of this 435-nucleotide messenger RNA. RefSeq lists its product as uncharacterized. The record is from RefSeq and is a predicted model, not a curated record. The transcript has a single exon. Bases 1 to 435 code for a protein of 144 amino acids. NCBI's taxonomy places the organism in Eukaryota, Heterolobosea, Eutetramitea, Acrasida, Naegleriidae.